UGACUCGCCUCGUUUCGUCCUUAAGCACGGGCCAUUAGGACGGGUGUGUCAGCAAAACUCCAAAACAAGAGGAAAUGGCGGCACGCAAACUUGUUCUCGCUGUGUGUGUCGUCCUCGUCGCCGCAUUUUUCCCGGGCUGCGAUGGCCGCGGAAGCGGAGCCCCCACCUCGGCUUGCACCAGCAUGAGCCCGGGACAUCUAAACAAUGGCACCGCGGUUACUGAGCAAAGCUCCGCCAGUCCUUACUCCAUCGUAGUGGGGGAUAAAUACACCCCGGGGAGGACCUUGUCAGUUCAAAUCGUGGGCCCAGUGUUCAAGGGGUUCCUGCUGCAGGCCCGCCGACCCGGGAUGACCUCGCCUGUCGGGACCUUUUCCAGCCCGCCCACCGACACCAAGGCUAUAGAGUGCACCGCUGCCGACAGUAGCAUGACUCACGCUAACACCAACCCCAAACAGAACAUCACCCUGACUUGGACCGCUCCGUCGACUGGCGUGGGAAACGUGCAGUUCGUUGCGACUGUUGCAGAGGAGAAAGUGACGUAUUGGAUGAACAUCCAGUCACGCCAAGUCAGGCAAGCGAGCGGCGCCAUCUUUGCCCAGCCUACCUUCUACGUCAUCAUACUCUGCCUCCUCCAAUCAGCGUACGUGAUGGCGAAGUAGAUCACGUGAUGCUGAAGUAGAUCACGUGACCGCGUCAUUCUGCCAGUGACGCCAACAUUUAGAGAACAAAAUCCAUCAACGGAACCGCGACUUUCUUCUACUCUGUUCCUCUCUCCUUUGCAUGUAUUGAGCUUUUGCUUUUGCUUUAUGUCUUUUUUUUACUCAUGUCAUUUUUGUAUGUUUUUCCUUUUUUCUUCUCGUGUCGCUCUUGCAGGUCUGUCUUUUUGUACUGAUGUCAAAUAAUUUAGUUUAGAUUUGAAAUAAAGUUAGUGUCGCCUAAGAUAAAUUUACCAGCAAUACCUUCGAGGAUACAAAUUUCAUCUAUGCAA
Branchiostoma floridae (Florida lancelet) is the source of this 988-nucleotide messenger RNA. Its product is annotated as putative defense protein 3. The transcript is spliced from 4 exons. Gene Ontology annotation, molecular function: oxidoreductase activity, acting on metal ions. Lineage: Eukaryota; Metazoa; Chordata; Leptocardii; Amphioxiformes; Branchiostomatidae. The record is from RefSeq and is a predicted model, not a curated record. Bases 75 to 659 code for a protein of 194 amino acids.